Molecule: messenger RNA, 771 nt
Organism: Trametes versicolor FP-101664 SS1
Lineage: Eukaryota; Fungi; Basidiomycota; Agaricomycetes; Polyporales; Polyporaceae
Exons: 3
Coding region: 1-771 (256 amino acids)
Source: RefSeq, a predicted model, not a curated record
AUGGACGCCUUAGGAAGCUCAGAAGAUAUAUCGCGGCAGUCUGAACCAGGAUACGAGGCUGUGAUCGCACCCGGGACAUUCGAGUCCGAUUUUGGAGAAGGCUCGGACGCCGCAGUACCGACGCCCGCAGACGUAGUAGUAGUAGAGUUCAGAUUCCCCGGUACGACUACGUUCAUGGCGACAGAGCUCCUGGAGUACAUGAUAGGGCCCUGCCGUUUCAAACAGACUGUUGUGCACGGAGUGCGUCACGAUCUCGAGUCCGUCUACUGGACCUUCCUAUGCACCGUCUACCGACGCAUUCAACGGGACAUCAACCGUCUCCGCUCUUGCUGGGACGAUUCCGGCGAGCUGCCCGAGCUCGAUAACGAACUACGUGCUCUGUUCGCGAGUCCCGAUGUCGCGCACCUUAUCCUCGCCAGGGAUUUAGCCUUCUAUUCCUACUGCAUCAGGGAGUUACUGGUAUGCAUCGACUCGCAGGACUCCGUUCUGGUGCGGCUGCUACGGCUUGUAUGGAUCUUGCUCCAAAGGUGCCAGCCCACGGUCGUACAGGCCUUUGUGGAUCCAGAUCUAGAUGAGAGCGAUAGAUCUCUUUUGGAGAGAAUCACGGGUGAAUCCCUCCCGCGGGAAUCGACCGUCACGCCGAGCGCAUAUGCGCUCGCAUUGGACCACGACAAGCACGUGAAGUUGUUUGAGCACAUAUUGCAGGUUAUUGCGGAGAACGCGCAGCGUGCAGCUGAGGCGACCGAUGCAAGUUCGUCUUGUCCAUCGUGA